AUGGAGAUUUGUGGGUAUGGAGGAGAGUACUGUGAGGAGCUGAGAGAGGAUUGGACCUUUUUCCUCUGGACGACGGUUGCUGUUCUGGUCCCAGUGCUCAUCACACUGUGGUGCAGCUUCCAGCGUCCUAAACGCAAAGUUCAGCUUAAAGAUCUGUUCCGAAAGAGCAAACACGGCUGGCACUACACGGAUCUGUUCAACAAGCCCACCUACUGCUGCGUGUGUUCUCAGCCCAUCCUGCAGGGGGCGUUCUGUGACUGCUGCGGCAUAUGCGCGGAAGAACAGUGCAUACAGAGGGCAGAUCGCAUCCUCUCGUGUAAGGAGAUCAUGACACAGAGACAGACAGAUGGGAGGUUUUACCAUCAAUGGGUCAGGGGAAAUGUGCCCCUCGCCAGCUACUGUGCCGAGUGCAAACAGCAAUGCGGGACUCAACCUAAACUUUGAGACUAUAGACCAGGACAACUAGAGCCCCAGAUACAGAUCCUCUGUAAAGACCUUGUCUCAGAGGAGCACCAGGACAGCUCUGUUAUCAUACCUCCAUAUUACCUCUAUCAAGUCAACAAGCUCCACCAAAGACACCCUGAUGAAUACAGUAAGCUUGCUGCAGGGUGUGGGAGCGGCUGGACUCCAGUUCUGGUCUUGUCAAACACAAGAAGUGGCAACAACAUGGGAGAAGUUUUGCUGGGAGAAUUUCGUACCCUCCUGAACCCCGUGCAGGUUUAUUUUUUUUUUGAUUUCUCUGAGCUGCCCCCCUCUAAAGCCCUGCAGCUGUGUGCUCUUCUGCCCCCGGGCACUGUGCAUGUUCUGGUGUGUGGGGGAGAUGGUACAGUAGGCUGGGUUCUGGAUGCCAUUGAUACCAUGAAGCUGAAGGGUCAGGAUCAGUUUAUUCCUCUUGUGACUAUCCUUCCAUUGGGAACAGGAAAUGAUUUAGCAAACUCUUUAGGAUGGGGAGCAGGAUAUGCUGGAGAGAUUCCAGUAGAACAGGUGCUCAGGAAUGUUCUAGAGGCUGAGGUAGUCAAAAUGGACAGGUGGAAAGUUCAAGUUGUCUCCAAAGGAAACUAUUUUUGUAAGCCAAAGGUGUUGUCGAUGAAUAAUUAUUUCUCAGUGGGUCCUGAUGUUCUCAUGGCAUUGAACUUCCAUGCGCACAGAGAGAAAACGCCCUCCUUUUUCUCCAGCCGAAUCAUCAAUAAGGCAGUGUAUUUCCUCUAUGGUACCAAAGAUUGUUUAGUGCAGGAAUGUAAAGACCUGGAUAAGAGGAUUGAGCUGGAGCUGGAUGGAGAGCAAGUGAAUUUGCCCAGUCUGGAGGGGAUAUUAGUGUGCAAUAUCGGCUACUGGGGCGGUGGCUGUAGACUGUGGGAGGGAAUGGGAGAUGAACCCUAUCCUCCAACACGUGUGGAUGAUGGUUAAUUAAAGGUGGUGGGGGUGUAUGGUUCGUUCCACUGUGCACAGAUCGAGGUGAAACUGGCUAAUCCUGUGAGGCUGGGACAGGCACAUACAGUACGGCUGGUGUUGAAGAGUUCUCGGAUGCCAAUGCAGGUGGAUGGAGAGCCAUGGGCACAGGGGCCAUGCACCAUCACCAUUACCCAUAAGACCCAGGCUCUCAUGCUGUACCAGAGUGCAGAACAGACAGAUGAUGAUGACUCCAGCACCUCAGAGUGUGAAGAACCCUCAGCUGAUCACACUGACACGACUGGCAACACACAGGAAACAAUGACAGAGUCUUAGUAAGGCUGUAACAACUCUGUGGUAUUUCUAUCCCAGAAAGUAGCACAGCAUAAAAGGAAGACACCCUGAUGUGUAAAUGUUUGAUGUUAUAAACAUAAAUGUACGUAAUGUGCAUGUGCAUGUGCUGCUCAAGUAAUAACAUCUGCGGUGGUUAUUUCUGAGUUUAAAAUCCCCUUCUCUCUCAAGCACAUCUUGAAGAUGUUUGUCUCUGACUUUGGUUUUGUAGAUUUGCGUGCAUAGUUUUCAUGUAUUUUUUUCCUGCAAGGGAGUUCUACCCAGAAGCUCUAAGAAGUGGCUCAGGUUUUAGCCAUUUAGACCACAAUGGAAUCAUAUUCAGCUGUUAGCAGAGCUCAUGCAAUCAUAAAACAUAAAAUUCAGUCCAGUGGACAAUGUUACAAACAAAGCUGCUUAGACACA
Molecule: messenger RNA, 2142 nt
Organism: Carassius carassius (crucian carp)
Lineage: Eukaryota; Metazoa; Chordata; Actinopteri; Cypriniformes; Cyprinidae
Gene: dgke
Product: diacylglycerol kinase, epsilon
Exons: 12
Molecular function (GO): ATP-dependent diacylglycerol kinase activity
Source: RefSeq, a predicted model, not a curated record